Hippopotamus amphibius kiboko is the source of this 1278-nucleotide messenger RNA. RefSeq names its product synaptotagmin 4 (gene SYT4). Gene Ontology annotation, biological process: calcium-ion regulated exocytosis; vesicle fusion; regulation of dopamine secretion. Gene Ontology annotation, molecular function: SNARE binding; clathrin binding; phosphatidylserine binding. The transcript has 4 exons. The record is from RefSeq and is a predicted model, not a curated record. Gene Ontology annotation, cellular component: membrane; axon; synapse. Bases 1 to 1278 code for a protein of 425 amino acids. Lineage: Eukaryota; Metazoa; Chordata; Mammalia; Artiodactyla; Hippopotamidae.
AUGGCUCCGAUCGCUUCCAGCCGGGAAGAAUUUGAUGAAAUCCCCACAGUAGUGGGGAUCUUCGGUGCAUUUGGCUUGGUCUUCACAGUCUCUCUGUUUGCAUGGAUCUGCUGUCAGAGAAAAUCAUCCAAGUCCAACAAGACUCCUCCAUACAAGUUUGUGCAUGUGCUGAAGGGAGUUGAUAUUUACCCUGAAAACCUAAACAGCAAAAAGAAGUUUGGAGCAGAUGAGAAAAAUGAAGUAAAGAAUAAACCAGCUGUGCCAAAGAAUUCACUGCACCUUGAUCUUGAGAAGAGAGAUCUAAAUGGCAAUUUUCCCAAAACAAAUCUCAAAGCUGGCAGUCCUUCUGACCUGGAGAAUGUAACCCCAAAGCUCAUUCCAGAAGGGGAAAAAGAGGCAGUUUCCCCUGAGAGUUUAAAGUCCAGCACUUCUCUUACCUCAGAUGAGAAACAAGAGAAGCUGGGAACCCUCUUCUUCUCCUUGGAGUACAACUUCGAGAAGAAAGCGUUUGUGGUGAACAUCAAGGAGGCCCGUGGCUUACCAGCCAUGGAUGAGCAGUCCAUGACCUCUGACCCAUACAUCAAGAUGACGAUCCUCCCAGAGAAGAAGCAUAAAGUGAAAACCAGAGUUCUGAGGAAGACCCUGGACCCGGCUUUUGAUGAGACCUUUACCUUCUAUGGAAUUCCCUAUACCCAGAUCCAAGAAUUGGCCUUACACUUUACAAUCUUGAGUUUUGACAGGUUUUCAAGAGAUGAUAUAAUUGGAGAAGUCCUUAUUCCUCUCACAGGAAUUGAAUUACCUGAUGGAAAAAUGUUAAUGAACAGAGAGAUUAUCAAGAGAAAUGUUAGGAAGUCUUCAGGACGGGGUGAGUUACUGAUCUCUCUCUGCUAUCAGUCCACCACAAAUACUCUCACUGUGGUUGUUUUAAAAGCUCGACACCUGCCUAGAUCUGAUGUGUCUGGACUUUCAGAUCCCUAUGUCAAAGUGAACCUGUACCAUGCCAAAAAGAGAAUCUCCAAAAAGAAGACUCAUGUGAAGAAAUGCACCCCCAAUGCAGUGUUCAAUGAACUGUUUGUCUUUGACAUUCCCUGUGAGGGUCUUGAAGAGAUAAGUGUUGAAUUUCUGGUUUUGGAUUCUGAAAGGGGAUCCCGAAAUGAGGUGAUCGGGCGGUUGGUCCUGGGAGCAGCAGCAGAAGGAGCCAGUGGAGAGCACUGGAAGGAGAUCUGUGACUAUCCCAGGAGACAAAUCGCCAAGUGGCAUGUGCUCUGUGAUGGUUAG